AUCAGAGAUGGCAAUUCAAUCCAUUGGGAGGCAUUAAUUCACAUCUCCAGAUCUAUCCAAUUGGAUUUGAGAGAACGCGCAUGUAACUUUCUUCUCCCACUAUAUAUUAUUCUCUUUCAUACUUCUCUCACUCUUCAGUCCAAUCCACAGGUUGGAAUACUGCUGCUGUUUCAUCAUUCUUCUCGCCUAGUGCCCCGCCAGUGUCCCGCGCUUUCAGGAGCUCAUUCUUUCCUUGUUACAACCCCUCCUGGCUCUGGCAUUGCUGCCACCAGCAGUGUUGCCCUCGAGGAUUCUUACCUCUAUUAUUCAUUAAUGUUUCACAUCGCAGUCCUACAACAAUGGCCACGAGAAUCGAUACUGCGACCGUUACGAGUGCAGAAGUUCGCGCUGCGGGCCCAAUCAAAAGAUCAGGCAAUUCUCAUGUGAAUCUCAAUGGCUUCUCUACGCCACAACCUCUCGCCCCAAUACGCACACAUACAAAAAAGAAAUACAGACAUGUUGCAGCUGUUCAUUCAAAGCCACGGACUUCAUGUCUCAGUCACGAUGCCGAUUCGACUCCAAGCUUCUUGGGUUUCAGGAAUUUAAUGGUCAUCGUUCUAAUUGUUGGCAACUUGCGAUUGAUGAUUGAGAACUUCAAGAAGUAUGGAGUUCUUAUUUGCAUACGAUGCCACGAUUACCAGCGACAAGACCUUAUUCUCGGUGCGGCUCUAUUCUUCAUCAUACCGUGUCACCUCUUCCUUGCCUAUGUAGUCGAAUUAGUUGCUGCACAGCAAGCCAGAAGAUCGUUAAGAGGAGGCAAGAAGCGAUCAGGAACAGCAACACCAGGAGGAAGUUAUGUACCAUCCGAUGAGGAGAAACAAAACUUCCAUUCUACAUGGGUUUUGAUUGCCUGGGUCCACGGCAUCAAUGCAACGCUAUGCUUGCUCAUAACCUCGGUCAUUGUCUACUUCUUCAUACACCAUCCUUUGAUUGGGACAUUGAGCGAAGUUCAUGCAAUCAUUGUGUGGUUGAAGACGGCUUCAUAUGCAUUCACGAACCGAGACCUUCGACACUCCUACCUCCACCCCUCGAACCGAGAAGAGGAUAUUUUACCUGAGAUAUACCAGCAAUGCCCAUAUCCACACAACAUCACUCUGGGAAAUUUGACUUACUUCUGGUGGGCUCCAACAUUGGUCUACCAACCGGUAUAUCCGAGGACCACCAAGAUCAGAUGGGUCUUUGUGGCAAAACGUAUGGCUGAAGUCUUUGGACUGAACGCAUUCAUGUGGAUAGCAAGCGCGCAAUACGCUGCUCCCGUGCUACGAAACUCUUUGGACAAGAUCGCCACUCUUGACCUGCCUUCCAUCUUGGAAAGACUCAUGAAGCUAUCAACUAUCAGCCUAGUCAUCUGGCUCGCGGGAUUCUUCGCCUUGUUUCAAUCGUUCUUGAAUGCUUUGGCAGAGGUCAUGAAAUUUGGAGACCGUGAGUUCUAUUCGGAUUGGUGGAACAGUCCUAGCGUUGGAGUUUAUUGGAGGACUUGGAAUAAGCCUGUCUACCAAUUCAUGAAACGGCACGUUUUCUCACCUCUUGUCGGCAGAGGGUGGAGUUCAGGUGCUGCUAGCGUUUUUGUGUUUCUGUUCUCAGCGGUUCUCCAUGAAUUGCUGGUUGGGGUGCCGACUCAUAAUAUAAUAGGCGUCGCUUUCAUUGGCAUGCUCGCUCAGCUGCCGCUGAUUGCUAUCACGGCACCUUUGGAAAAGAUGAAAGGAAUCAAUGGCCGCAUCAUUGGAAAUUGUAUAUUUUGGGUCUCUUUUACCCUUAUUGGCCAGCCCCUGGCCGCUUUGCUGUAUUUCUUCGCCUGGCAAGCAAAGUACGGCUCUGUAAGUAAGAUUGUAAAGACGUAGAUACUCGUUGAUAAACCGUACAAUACGAUUAUUCUUUGG
Messenger RNA from Mollisia scopiformis, 1919 nucleotides. RefSeq lists its product as uncharacterized. Gene Ontology annotation, molecular function: diacylglycerol O-acyltransferase activity. Lineage: Eukaryota; Fungi; Ascomycota; Leotiomycetes; Helotiales; Mollisiaceae. The record is from RefSeq and is a predicted model, not a curated record. Bases 339 to 1880 code for a protein of 513 amino acids. The transcript has 4 exons. Gene Ontology annotation, cellular component: endoplasmic reticulum membrane. Gene Ontology annotation, biological process: triglyceride biosynthetic process.